Molecule: messenger RNA, 1788 nt
Organism: Rhincodon typus (whale shark)
Lineage: Eukaryota; Metazoa; Chordata; Chondrichthyes; Orectolobiformes; Rhincodontidae
Exons: 13
Coding region: 1-1788 (595 amino acids)
Biological process (GO): positive regulation of DNA-templated transcription
Cellular component (GO): histone methyltransferase complex; kinesin complex
Molecular function (GO): histone H3K4 methyltransferase activity; protein binding
Source: RefSeq, a predicted model, not a curated record
AUGUCGGAUCACCUGGAACUGGGACAUGAGCAUAUCAUUACUGGACACAACAAACAGCAAGGGAUCCAUCUCCGAUACCUGUGGCUUUUGUGGUGGGUUAAUCAGCAACAUCGCCAUGGCAGCGAGACUGGGCUGUGCAUGGGAUGGCAGCAGGCUCCCGGUCGCCUGAAGCAGCAGCGGCAAACACGGCUCCUCCUGAUGAUUGGUGGCAGCAGAGGAGCUGGAGCGAAGGGCCAGACCAGUAGCUUGGGCAGUGGCAUCGAAAUGGACACUGAAGAUGGCCGGCAGUGUGCUCUGUGCCUGAAGUAUGGCGACGAUAAACUCAAUGACGCCGGGCGCCUCUUGUACAUCGGCCAGAACGAGUGGACACACGUCAACUGUGCCUUGUGGUCAGCCGAGGUCUUUGAGGAGGGCGAUGGGUCUCUGAAGAACGUGCACAUGGCAGUGGGCCGAGGGAAGCUAAUGCGGUGUGAGUAUUGCCAGAAGCCUGGGGCAACAGUUGGCUGCUGCCUGUCUUCCUGUCAAAGCAACUACCACUUCAUGUGCGCACGUGCCUGCAAUUGUGUCUUCGAGGAGGACAAGAAAGUGUACUGUCAGCGACACAAGGACUUAGUGGAAGGCAAGACUGUUCUGGAAGAUGGCUUCGAGGUAAUGCGAAGAACGUUUGUCGAUUUCGAAGGCAUCACCUUGCGUCGGAAGUUUCUAACAGGACUGGAACCUGAAAAUGUCAACAUGAUGAUUGGUGAGUGUUCCCGGGUGUACUGGAGCACGUUUGAUGCAAGGCGGAAGUGUGUCUAUCGAUGUAAGAUCAUGGAAUACCACCCACCUGCCUCUGAGACAGAUCUCAACAGCCUGGAUGAUGGGGCAAAUCACACUAUCGUUCACAGCCCUAGCACAACAGAGGUGAAUGAUGCCACGGAGCCCACCGGAACAGGGCAGGAGGACCACCCGCAUUCGCCCGAGCGCCUCCAGGGCAUGGCGGGGCAGAAAACUGGGCCCCUGCCCCCUCCCCGCACGCUCCCUUCCAGCCGCAUCAAGGCACCGAGUUACCCCACUAGCUGCCGAUGGUCAUCAGGUGGAUCGCGACCUCUGCCCUCUCCCGGUGAGUCCGCCAGCCUCUGUCACCUUUUACAGAGGCCCUCCCCGAGCCGCACUGCCGUUGCAGCUACCCUCAACAACUUGGCAGUGCUGUGUGGCAAGAGAGGCAAAUAUAAAGAGGCUGAGCCGCUCUGCAAGAGAGCUUUGGAGAUCAGGGAGAAGGUUUUGGGAAAGUUACACCCAGAUGUAGCGAAGCAACUGAACAAUUUGGCAUUACUGUGCCAGAACCAGGGCAAGUACGAUGAGGUGGAGCGAUAUUACUCCCACGCCCUGGAGAUCUACGAAUCUCGCCUCGGGCCCGACGAUCCCAACGUGGCCAAGACCAAGAACAACCUGGCAUCGUGUUAUCUCAAACAGGGAAAAUAUAAAGAGGCUGAAGCUCUCUACAAAGAGAUACUGACCAGAGCACACGAGAAGGAGUUUGGCUCUGUUAGUGGUGAGAACAAACCCAUCUGGAUGCAUGCGGAGGAGCGGGAGGAACACAGCAAGGUGAGCUGGAUCUGGCCACUACCUGAACCCAGACCCCACACCCACCACCCUGUCCCUCUCCCGUCUCUGUAUAAAAAAAACAGGCAAUUAGCAAGUGCCUCUCACACAGGACAUGUUACUGGAACACUUCCCAGCAGUGUCUAUCUGACAGAACCUGACUCCAAGCCACAUCAGGAGAUAUUAGGGACAGGCGAACGAUAG